Molecule: messenger RNA, 902 nt
Organism: Scomber scombrus (Atlantic mackerel)
Lineage: Eukaryota; Metazoa; Chordata; Actinopteri; Scombriformes; Scombridae
Product: spermatid perinuclear RNA-binding protein-like
Exons: 7
Biological process (GO): adenosine to inosine editing; RNA processing
Cellular component (GO): nucleolus; cytoplasm
Molecular function (GO): double-stranded RNA adenosine deaminase activity; tRNA-specific adenosine deaminase activity; double-stranded RNA binding
Source: RefSeq, a predicted model, not a curated record
UGUUGGACUGGAGGAUGACGGAUCCGAAUCACCCCAUGAACGCGCUGAUGCGUCUGAACCAGAUCCAGCCGGGGCUCCAGUACCGCCUGCUGUCCCAGUCCGGUCCGGUCCACGCUCCGGUCUUCACCAUGUCUGUAGACAUCCAGGGAACCAGCUACCAGGCCAGCGGCAACUCCAAGAGGACCGCCAAGCUGCAAGUAGCCCUCAAGGCUCUCCAGUCCCUCGGUUACGUGCUCGGCAGCGACGGAGACGUUGACUCUCUGAGCGCUGACGAGAAGUCAGAUGGCGAAGGAAAGAACGACAGGAUGUCCACCAGCUCCAGCUCCACCUCCAUCACCUCCUCCACAGACACGCAGGAGUCCCGAGCUCCGGGUCCGAUCCUGACGGCGGGGGGUAAAAACCCGGUGAUGGAGCUGAAUGAGAAACGCAGAGGCCUCAAAUAUGAACUGAUAUCAGAGAGCGGCAGCAGCUACGACAAACGCUUCAUUAUAGAGGUCGAGGUGGACAAGCAGGUAUUUCGGGGGACGGGUCCCAAUAAGAAAGUAGCUAAAGCCAGCGCUGCUCUGGCCGCCCUCAACAGCCUUUUCACCGGCUCCAAAUCUACGACCAACAAGAAGAAGCGGCCCAAUCCUCCACCGAAGCGACCCGUGACCUCGGUGCUGACGAUCCCGGCUCUCGCUGCCAGACCUCCACGAGUCCCCGUCAUCCCCAGAGCUCCUUACAUCAGCACCCCUCCCACACAUGGAUACAUCCCACCAGGUUUUGGUACUCCUUAUGGUUACAGCCCUGCAGGCGCUCUACCCGCCGCCUACGGCGGUCUGUACAUUGACAGUGCCUAUUACCAGCCGCAGACCAUAGCAACACCUAUCAUCAUCCACCUGGGCCCUCAGGAUCUUUUCUGA